This is a messenger RNA of Penicilliopsis zonata CBS 506.65, 1580 nucleotides long. RefSeq lists its product as hypothetical. NCBI's taxonomy places the organism in Eukaryota, Fungi, Ascomycota, Eurotiomycetes, Eurotiales, Aspergillaceae. Bases 241 to 1317 code for a protein of 358 amino acids. The transcript has a single exon. The record is from RefSeq and is a predicted model, not a curated record.
UUUUUGUAUUAAUAAGGCUUAGUAGAUGAGUGCUGCCUGCCUGCCUAUUCAAUGAAUAUGAUUUAUACUCUCCUUCCUUCUUUCCUUCCUUCUUUCCUUCCUUCCCUCCUUCUCUCUCUCUCUCUCUCUCUCUCAACACAUCCUCUUAAUACACUCUCUUAAUAGACUCCCUUCAUCACCUACUACUGUGGCCAUUACAUCUUAAUCCCUUUUACUGUCAGUCUCCAGAACUUUAACAAAAUGGAAACCAAGUUAAUCCUUGGGAACUUCCAUCACUUUCCCCCGGAGGUCCGUGUCAUGAUCUGGAAUUACCUCCAACCAGAGGGCAAAGAUACGACCGCGACACGAGCUCCAAAGACCAGCCUGUCUAUCCUUCGAGCCAAUAAAGCUUUGGCUGAGGAGAUAUCCUACGAGCUGUACCACGGUUUCGAACUGAACCUGGAGAUUUCUCCCAAUCACCGACGAGAUCACUGGCUCACAGCCUACAACAUCAACAAGAAGGCUGUGUGGUGUAUCAGAGGGGAAACUGACGCUCGCGAUCGUGGUCUCGAAAACUUCCCCUUUGACCGUAUACGAAGUCUCAACAUCUCCCUUCUUGCUCCUGAUCCCCACGACCCAGGCCAACUGCUCUGUCUAUGGCGCAAGGUAAACCGGCUGGUCAAGUUUCUGCAAGGGAUCCGUGUAUCUUGUAUCAAGAAAAUGACGGUCUCUUUUCUUUCACACGAGAACUCGGCAUGGUACGACGAGAAGACCGAGGCGGCCACGUCGAGCAUGUGCGAGGGGCUUCCCAAAGCGGCCACUUCGAGAAUGGGCGAGGAGCUUUUUGAAGCGUUGCAGGACUACAGGGUGCUCUUCGCUCCGUUUGUCCGACUGCGAAAUAUCAAAGACCUGGAGGUACGAACAGGCUCGACGCAGCUUGAAGGCGCGGUAGAUUGGAAUAUGAUCCAAGAGGUGGUGUGCAUCAUCAAGGAACGCUUCGGGCAUGGGUUCCCGUCCACGAAAACAAACCAGGAGAUGCAUGAUGAUUCAGAAUUCAUGGACGGAUACCGUUUCCUGGCCUAUAUACUGGAAGACGCCCUCGACCAUCUGGGCGGCUGGACGGCUGCCAUGCUCCGUUUGGAACGGGAAUCUCAGUGGUGCUUGGUGCGUCGACAUUUGAUGCUGGCGUCUUAUGCGGAUUGGGGUGCAGGCUGGAGGCGACGUCAGCUGCUCAGAGAUAUUCCAGCCAAGAGAGCAGCACUGUUGGCGGAUUUGAGUUGGGGGACCAAGAAGGACGAUAUAAGUCAGAGUAUGGGUGAUCUGUUAUUGGAAUAUUAAUGUAUCAAAUCAUGUAUUGUGAAGAUAUCGAAAGUUUUCUCUGCACCCUAGAGUAUCUAUCUUAUCGAGAUUCUUGUAGUCAGCAGAACGAACUUGGUUCAAAAGUAGGGCUUAGUCUCGAGGGGCAGCGAUAUGAACUGUCUGGAACAAACUCAUCAGGGAUAAUAGUAGCUGUGAUGGCUGUCCUGACAGUCAAUUCACAUGAGCACAGUCAACAAUUCUCCUGCAGAGGAUCAGGUAUACCAGUCCUUGACGAGAGUCAG